Messenger RNA from Tetrahymena thermophila SB210, 1263 nucleotides. RefSeq lists its product as hypothetical. The record is from RefSeq and is a predicted model, not a curated record. The transcript has a single exon. Lineage: Eukaryota; Ciliophora; Oligohymenophorea; Hymenostomatida; Tetrahymenidae.
AUGGAAAAACACGCAUAAAUUAUGAAUAUAAAUGAGAAAAGCAGUUAACAAAAAAACAAAAAAAGAAUCUAAAAAGUAAAUAAAAAUCAGAAAAAAGUUUUAACAAAGAAAGUGCCAAACUAUUCAUAUAUUAUCAUUUAAGAGAUUCCUGAUUUGUUAUAAUUCCACUUAUUUGGAGAUUUCUACAUUGACUUGAAUCAGCUCAGAAAUUUAGAUAGAAUCUAAGUGAUUCAACCAGUAAGCUUUUUCAAAAAGACAAUAUCAGUUGUAGAUAAUAAAAAGAUGAAUAUGGUUGAGGUGACGAUGAGUUCUGGAGUUUCGGGAAUGAAGGAAUUUAGGUUUGUAAUAGAUAUGAUAAAAACUAUGCAGAAUAAAGAUCUUGUAUUCUUAAUAGAUCAGCUUGAGUAUUAUCAGGAUUUAAUUAUAUCAAAUGGCCUUUUAUAGUUAGACUCCUCAAAUGAAAAUAGCUUGAUUGGUUCUAGUCAAAAUUAGAGUUAAUAGCAAUAAAUUCCUUUGUAUAACAAUAUUAGAGAAGAUUUAAGAAGUUAGUCAAGUUGGUCUUUUGCAAAGAGUUUAAAUUUAGCUUACAAGUCAAUAAAUGAACUGAACGAGAAAUGCAAUAACUAAAAUUCAUUUUUUAUGUAUUGCAUCUACAGAGGCUCGAAGUAUGAGCAAAAUCUUGAAAUCUUAGGAUAUCCUAAAACUGUUUUGCAUAAUUUUCUGUGUCUCAAUGAUAAUUAAAUUAACUACAUACUUAUGAGAAGACCAUUUAUGACACCAAAAGUUUUACAAAAUAAAUAUCUUGAAAUGUUCUAUUCUAAAACAUAAGCCUUUAAGUAUCAAUUUUCAGACCAUAAAAAUCUUAUAUUUGCAUAGAACUAGCACCCAUUUAAAUUUAAAGAAAACGACUUUUACGACUUAUUAACUGUAGACAAUAUUUUAGUUUCUUUUGAGGUCGAAUACCUUAUGUAAAACUUAAGUGACUAUAAAGAUAUGUGCAGCGAUAUGCUGUUUAUUAUUAAAUAUAAACCUGUAGGUAAUUUUAAAGCUGAAGAUAUUAUAAAAAGUCAAAGAUUCUUUAGAAAUAACAUUGUUUAGAAAAGUGGAAACUCUUCAGAAGGUUAAGAAGAAGAAUGUAAUUUGAGCUCAGAAUUUAAUUUUUAUGAUAUUAUCUAUAGAGCAAAAUCUGAGCUAUUUAUAGAAAAAUACUACAAUUUAAUAGACAGUGAUUCAUUCCAUGAUAUAAAUGAUUUCCUCAACUGA